UCUGUUUGAAAACUGGGCCCACUGAAUUUAUCUGUAACUGUUCUUUCCUUAUGUACUUAAAAAAUAAUGUUCUAGAAGCGUCUGUGGCAAGUUAGCUGCGUUUUUAGUUUUUGCUUUGCCUUUGGUUGUGACAGAUGGCGAAGUCGAGUGAUUGCACCAGCAAUUAAUUUCAAUAAAUAUCCAUGUUAAUCAUCAUCAUGGGAUUGAUCCUUCAGAGCCAGAUACGUUAUUGUUAGUAACUAAAAGUAAAGUACCAUUGCGAUGGAACAACUCAAACGGAUAAAGGGAGUGAGGGGCCGUCUCAAAUCCAGCCUCACCAAACUGCUAUACACAGCAGAAAACUCUUCCGCAUCAAUCGGCGUUGACGUGGAGGUACUGCUAGUCAGGCCCGACAAAGUUUGGAAUGAUUUCGAACUUGCCGGAGAUGAUCUGAGCGUGCUUGACGUCGAGGGCUGGGUUGAUCCUGCGGAUGACUACGGCAUGUAUGAGGCGAAGUACCUAAAAGCCCGUGCGCUUUUAUUUUCCCUCAAGCGCUCACAGGAGCCGACAACACCAACAACAAAGAGACAUGCAAAAGGAGACUCAAUAGCUAACAACGACGCUAUUUCUCGCUUAGUGCAGCAACAACAAGAGUUCUUCGAACGCCUCGAAGCGACUUUAACACCAACCCAGGCUGAAGCCGCGGCUCCAGUAAGGGAGACAGAAUUACCGAAAAUUCACAUAAAACCGUUUGGUGGCUUUUACAAGGUAUGGCCAGCCUUCAAAGCACUGUAUAUAAGCACUGUACAUAGCAAGCAACAGAAAUACCACUAUCUAAAAUCGUUUCUCAUAGAUGAGGCUGCAAGUUUGGUACGCCACUUGCCGAUUUCUGAGACCGCAUAUGACAACGCUUGGGAGCGCCUCAAUGCGAGAUACGAUCGAGCACGUCAAAUUAUUCACAACCUGUUGGACAUCUUUAUGGAGCUACCAUCGACUAACAAUAGAGAGAUAAUCUACAACCGAUAUAUGAGGGGCACCGCAAUGCAACUUUUUUUCGAGGAGCCUGCUAAUAAUGGUCGCCAUUGCCGUAGUUCUUAUUAUUUUUUUCUGAAAAUUUUACAAAACAUUCUUCAAAUGUUGUACUUCAAUCUAAAAAUAGUUUAAAUAAAUAGAUGUUUACCAGAUCCUCAAAAAAAAAACAUGAAAAUGUGUCUUUUUUUGCUCGCUCAGACCCUAACCCCCCCUUAAAUUCACUAAGAGUCGAUGAG
This is a messenger RNA of Drosophila ananassae, 1247 nucleotides long. RefSeq lists its product as uncharacterized. The record is from RefSeq and is a predicted model, not a curated record. The transcript has 2 exons. Bases 262 to 1143 code for a protein of 293 amino acids. Lineage: Eukaryota; Metazoa; Arthropoda; Insecta; Diptera; Drosophilidae.